AUGUCGUCCUCGGCGCCUCGCUCCGGCGAGCGCAUGAUUCACCAGGAUUUCAUCGCCCGCAUCCGCUUCAGCAAUGCGCUCCCGCCGCCGCCUCACCCGCCCAAGCUGCUCGACAUCCCCAACACGGGCCUGGCUAGUGGCCAGUAUACCACGCCCGGUUUCGCCUCGCGCCUUGCCAGGGAGCAGCCCCUGAACAUCGAGGCCGAUGCCGAGCUGGGAAUGCCGCUCGACCUGGUGGGCAUGCCAGGCGUCUUCGAUGGCGACGAACGAUCAAUCCAAGCACCUGCUCACCCUCCUACCCUUCACCCACACGACCGACCGCUCCUGAGGCCCAUUGCCGCUCUCGGAAAGCUCAAGGUCGCCGAAGCCAACGUAUCCUUCCUUCGUCGAACCGAGUACAUCUCCUCCACGUCCACCAAACGACACGAUGGCCCCCUGCCUCGCGCUCUCCUCGCCAAAGCCCAGAGGGGACGACGUGUCGUGGAAGCUUCUGCAGACUCCCCCCAGGCCAUCAAGCGCAAGAUCGACAAGGGCUUCGACGUUGCCGAGCAAGACCUCAAGGAACCCAAGCGCGUCAGGCACCCCACAAAGAAGCAUCUCAAGCUGGUGGAUGCCUCGCCUCUCAUUCCUGAUCUGGACGCGUUCCCAGAUUCAGGCGCCUACGUCACCCUCAAGUUCCUCACAAACCCUGUGCCGAGCUCAGCGGAGUACGACAAACGCCUCCUCAGCGGCAUGUUCAAGCCCAUAGAUCGGACGCAAGCCGAGGAGGAGGCGUACGAGGCCGCACUGGAGGCCCACGAGCAGGAUCCUGCCAACAACCCCAAGCCACAGAACCUGAUGAACUACGACUUCUACCUCAGCCAAUCGGGCGGCGCUGGCGACCGCUUCCGUCGCAAGUUCGACGUCGAGAACCCCGACCACGGCGACGAGGAGCUUUACACAAACGAGACCGACACCGGCGGCUGCUUCCAGUUCGAUCGCCUCCGUGCCUACGAGACGGCCCAGGAGACGGAGCUCGACCACCCGACCAAGUACGACGAGGAGAUUAUCCUGGCCUACAACGAGGACACCUUCUACCCCAACCAGAAGGCCGUCUACUACUACCCCGUGAUGCAAAAGUCCACCAUCCGCCCCCAGCGAACAAAGAACAUCGCCCGCACCAUCGGCCUCCCCGACGAGGAGGAACAGAUUGUCGACCAGCUCGACGUCACCGUCAACGAUCCCACCGAGGAGAUGCGCGACGCCAUGAAGAGGUACCGAGACCACCCGCUCGGCUGGGAGCAGGAGGAGGAGGCCGACGACGAUCACCACGGCAGCAGCCCCGCGCCUCGACGCUCGAGGUCACCCUCCGAAGACCGGGACGCGGAGGGCGAGGAGGACGAGUAG
Molecule: messenger RNA, 1386 nt
Organism: Ilyonectria robusta
Lineage: Eukaryota; Fungi; Ascomycota; Sordariomycetes; Hypocreales; Nectriaceae
Product: Paf1-domain-containing protein
Exons: 2
Coding region: 1-1386 (461 amino acids)
Biological process (GO): transcription elongation by RNA polymerase II
Cellular component (GO): Cdc73/Paf1 complex
Molecular function (GO): chromatin binding; RNA polymerase II complex binding
Source: RefSeq, a predicted model, not a curated record